Trichobilharzia szidati is the source of this 2182-nucleotide messenger RNA. The record is from the annotation of a GenBank genome assembly. Lineage: Eukaryota; Metazoa; Platyhelminthes; Trematoda; Strigeidida; Schistosomatidae.
AAGGUAGACCAUGCACUAAUUCUGCAGACAUGUGUGAAUUAUUUAACUCAACUUUUGCAGGUAACUACCUUAAGCCCACAGUCCGGUUACUCAAUAUACACCCUGCUAAUAAUGUGGCACAAACUCCAUCUCCACACACACCAAACUUAAUUAGUACUGUUGAAUUUAACUAUACUAACAUUAAACAAACUAUAAGAACCCUAAAAUGCUCAAAAGGUUUCGGUACUGACGGCAUAUCAUCCUAUUUUUAUAAAUAUGGUGGCCCUGACAUCCCCUUACUACUGCUUAAAAUAUUCACAAUGUCCUUAGAAACCCAAACUUACCCUGAUGUGUGGAAAACAACGUUUAUUAUGCCUAAACACAAAUCUGGCUCGAAAACAGAAGUCAGUAACUACAGGCCGAUCAAUAUCACACCUAUCGCAUCUAGAAUUAUGGAGAGACUGGUUAAAGACAACCUAAUCAAGCAUACGCUUAGCUGCAACAUUAUAAGUCCGAACCAACAUGGAUUCCUAAAAUCCAGAUCUUGUUUAACAUGCCACUUAGACUUCAACUUUGUGACCAGCAGUCGUGACAGACGACAACUAGUACUUGUCAUCUACUUUGACAUCUCAAAGGCAUUUGACCGAGUCGACCAUUUACUACUAAUACAUAAGCUGAAAUCCUUAGGAAUACGUGACCCACUAUUAGGAUGGCUUAAAUCAUUCUUUAACAAUAGGUCCCAAAUAGUUAAACUCGGAUCUAUAACUUCGAAACCUAGCCCAAUCACCUCUGGUGUAGUACAAGGUAGUGUCAUUGGACCCCUAUUUACUCUAUAUAUUGACGACAUAUGCGCUUGCUUCUCUCAUGGGAAACCAUUCAUCUUUGCAGAUGACCUCAAAGUAGCUUAUACAUUCCAAUCUGAUGACCUAGGGUACUUCCAGAAUGCUGUAAAAAGGACUAGAUAAAGUGACUGCUCGGUAGUCAUUAUGGAAACUCCAAUUUAACCUUAAAAAAUGUGGCUGGAUCUGCUUCGGUGCACCCUCAAUCGACAUGAAAUUAACGCUUCAAUCGGCUAACCUAACCAAACUCCAAAGUGUCGUUGACCUAGGUCUAAGGUACUCGAGUAACCUAACAUUCUCUGAGCAAGUGGCAUCACAGACUCAAAAGUCGAAGAUGCUCUUAGGAUGCAUACUCAGGAACUUUCACGAGAAUGAAGCAAAGCUCAUUCUGUACAAAAUCUGUGUGAGGCCACCACUAGAAUACUGUCCAUUUAUUAUUAGCAGCACUCACACACGUGAGAAGCUAAGAAUAGAAAGUAUCCAACGAUAUUUUACAUCAAAACUACUUGGCUACGAAUGUAAGAAAGACUACAUCUCACGGUGCAUGAUUCUAUAACUUGGCCCACUCUGGACAAGACGACUAAUUAUAAACCUAGUAUUCUUCUAUAAGGUCCUACACAAAAUAUCAUUCUCAGACAGUAAGGACAUACAAUUCGCACAAGAAGGCUCUUACGAUCAGCGUAACCAAAAUUGCACAGUGAAAAUAAAAGCCUUUAAGUCAACACUCCGCGAAAACUUCUUCACAGUCAUGUGUUCUAAAAUAUGGAACAACCUGCCCCUAGUAGUCAGGAACUGCAAUACGGUUAUAAGUUUCAAACGCUCUCUGUACAGACUGUUUCACUCUACUGAUUAUAUAAAUAAACUAUUUAUUCCUAGGACGAAUCAACUAUUAGUCUACUACAGUACCUAAACGCGCUUAAAUACCCUUUACUACUUUAAAAAACUAUAAACAAACUAGACGCAUAGAUGCAUAAAAGACUUAGUAGAAAUAAAUAUUUGUUAGCUAAAUAACAAUGUACAACUAAUAUGAACAUAUAUAUCUCAAUCCACCUACUUUUUCUCUAACCCUCUGGUACUUUUCGGUUGUAUUUGCUUUGUAGUACAAGUUGCAUUGAUCUACAUUCCGACUGAAGAUGAGAAACAAUUGAAGUCACUUACUCAUAUAUUAUCCCUCAAGGUUUGGCUAGUAAUGGCUCAGCAUCCUUGAUGAAAUCCACUGUCACCAUAACUAGACGCUGUACAGCAUCUUAUACAAGCACUGUCGACGAUCUAAAAUGGUCCUUAUAUAGCUUCCUACGUGUUUAUCAACUCACUCAUACGGAACAACCAUGUUGUGACAAAUGGCAGGCUCUGGCUGACUUGAG